Messenger RNA from Metopolophium dirhodum (rose-grain aphid), 1268 nucleotides. RefSeq lists its product as uncharacterized. Lineage: Eukaryota; Metazoa; Arthropoda; Insecta; Hemiptera; Aphididae. The transcript has 7 exons. The record is from RefSeq and is a predicted model, not a curated record. The coding region runs from base 34 to 993 and encodes 319 amino acids. Gene Ontology annotation, molecular function: protein binding. Gene Ontology annotation, biological process: intracellular protein transport.
CAAAUUCGUAAGAAUCAAUUUGUGAAAUGGUCUAUGAUACUUCUUCGGCUCAAGAUCAAUAUGAAUACCCUGAAUACCAUUGAGACACUUUUUGAAUUAUCAUUGAAUCAGUUAUGCAAAACCAUGAAUGAAGAUACACUGCAGUAUGUGUUGAAAUCGUCAACUCCAACAAUCUGUAUGGAAAUCAUCUGGAAGGUCUUAGGUUUAAAAUUAUAUGAUGCUAAUGAGAAUGCAGUAAAAUCAGGAUUCGAUAUUGUUCAAAUGGAUUUCGAACCUCUACAAUGUUGUAUGUCUCUUGAUAUAAUCAAUCCUGAGAUUUUUGAACACUUUGCCACUAAUCAACAAAUCAUAGAUAGUUUUUUCAUGAUAGACACUGCCAAGAAGUCUGAUGGCUUUGAUGGUAUAGAAAGAAUAAACCAAAAUGAAAUAAUAAAGCAGUUCUUUUUGGAAAUAGUUGAGAUUGCCUUUUCUAAUGCAUUACAAGUUUCUUUACAUUCACUUGGAGAAAACAACCUGCUUACAGCAAAAAUAUAUGAUUAUCCAGGAACCAUUUAUAUUUAUCAGGAAAAAUAUACUGAAUCCAAAGAAAUGUAUUUAAAAGAGAUUGAAAUCAUAAAAUCAAUUUUAGGAACAAACAAUGUAGAAUUUGCUAAUUCUAUAGUACACUUGACUAAUUUGUUCAUACAUUACCUGUAUAAAUUCCAAGAGGUUGAAUUACUUUUAUUGCUAACAAUUAACAUUUAUGCAAGUAUCUUUGAUGGACCAAUCAGAGAGUUUGGGACUGGCAUAGAAAGAUUGAUUUACACUUAUAAAGAAUUUAACAAUAUGGAGAGGUUUAAUUUUUACACUAAUUAUUUGGCAACUAUUAAUGCAAGAUAUGGCAAUUGGUUUCAUGCGUUGCAAUAUGAAAUAUCUGAAGAAAACUGUACAAACACCAAUUUAAGUUUGGAAAAGUUGAAAUGCAUAUUAAAUGGAUGCAGUUGUGGCCAGUAAUACAUUUAAGAAGAAAAAUAAUUUUAAAAAUUAAGUUGAAUUAUAAGGAUGAAAACAUUUUUUACUUUUCCAAAUAUAAUGGAAAUAUUUUUUUAUUUAAUGAAACUUAAAUAUGAGCAAACUCUAUCUAGUAAUAUUCUCUAUCACAGUGAUUAAGACCUAUUUAAUAACAUUAUUUUAUUUUAAUCACUUGUAAUCUGAAUUUGUGUUCUCAAUUAUUUUAUAGUGAUUAAAUAUAAGGUUAAGUUAGUCUAGAACUAUGUUUAAAAUUUUUA